ACCUCUUCCGAUGUUCCCGAGGCCGUGCCUUAUAUGGAAUCGCACAUACUCGCAGAACUCGCACGGUAUCGCACAAGAUGGAAUGCGCAAGACGGGAAGCGCGCGAUCCCGCCGCUCAUUGUCGGCGUGCAAGGACCACAAGGCAGCGGCAAGACCUACCUGACGUCUAUCCUCCGAGACGUGCUCCAGGCACCACCGCACAACCUCGCCGUCACGGUGCUCUCUUUGGACGACCUGUACCUCCCCCACGCAGGUCUCGCUAGUCUAGCGGCCGCACAUCCGGACAACGCGCUACUCAGAGGGCGCGGUCAGCCCGGCACGCAUGACGUGCCCCUCGGGACGGAGCUUUUGAACAAGCUCAAGAACAUCAACGAUCGCACGGCCGGAGGCGCUGAGGUGCACCUCCCAGGCUUCGACAAGAGCCUCUUCAACGGCGAGGGCGACCGUGUACCCGGACUGGUCGUCCGCCCACCGGUAGACGUCGUGCUCUUCGAAGGUUGGUGUGUUGGGUUCUACCCAAUCUCGGCGGCCGAGGUCGAGCGUCGCUAUUCCGCGCCCGUCACGGGGCUGGGAGACGAUUUCUUCGGGAAGAGGGGAUAUCGGAUAGAGGACGUUUUGGAUGUGAACGAGCGGCUCAGGAGUUACGUCUCGUGGUGGAAUCUCUUUGAUGCGUUCAUCCAGAUCGCGCCUCCAGAUGAUCAUCCAUAUGACUACAUCUACAAGUGGCGGCUACAACAGGAGCAUCAUAUGAAGGCACGAAACGGCGGAAAAGGCAUGAGUGAUGUGCAAGUCGAAGGAUUUGUGGACCGCUACAUUCCGGGAUACGUGUUCUUUGGAGACGGAGUAACCGAAGGAUAUGAGGAGAGCCCAGGCAGAAGAACGCGGCCACCAUGGUCAGGUCGCGGCCUCCGCGUCCAGAUCGGCGCGGAAAGGGAGCCCGUUCGCGUCGACCGAUUUUAAUUUUGAAGUAGUGAACGCGUUAUGUUAUUAUAACAUCUGAAGG
Trametes versicolor FP-101664 SS1 is the source of this 1003-nucleotide messenger RNA. Its product is annotated as P-loop containing nucleoside triphosphate hydrolase protein. Gene Ontology annotation, cellular component: cytoplasm. The coding region runs from base 34 to 960 and encodes 308 amino acids. The record is from RefSeq and is a predicted model, not a curated record. The transcript is spliced from 3 exons. Lineage: Eukaryota; Fungi; Basidiomycota; Agaricomycetes; Polyporales; Polyporaceae.